Alternaria rosae is the source of this 1071-nucleotide messenger RNA. RefSeq lists its product as uncharacterized. The transcript has a single exon. Lineage: Eukaryota; Fungi; Ascomycota; Dothideomycetes; Pleosporales; Pleosporaceae. The coding region runs from base 141 to 989 and encodes 282 amino acids. The record is from RefSeq and is a predicted model, not a curated record.
ACAACCUCCGCUAUCCGAGCACAACGCCAACCAUUUCUUGACAUAGACAACCUAACUGCCAGCUCGAAUGCGACACCGAAACUAUACCCCUGGCUACCGACUGCAUCAAUACAGCUGCCCGGGGUAAUCUUCGGGCAAACAUGCACGAUGCUACUGCAGAAGCUCGCGCCAUCAUCGAUGCCUUCCACAACAAUGUAGCUGAAACCGAAAGGCAACAGCGUGAGCUGGAGACCCAGGAGAGUGACCAGCACUUCCACGACAUGUACAGUCCAUGCAACCCAUCAUCGACGUUCCAUGAUCUCCAAUGUGGCCACCGAAUUCAGACGGAGUAUACUGCAAGCUGUGGUGUGACCUGUGCACGGCCCAAGCAAGGCAAACCGUUCGCCUGCCCGGCUUGCCUGAUCGAUGUAGUGCGUGCGGAAGUAGCUCUCGACAGUCUCACUCUUGGCUCCAGUGAUGACGCCGCCAUGGACGAUACCGGGCUAGUUCAAGAGGACAGGAUACAAUACUUCGCAGACAAGUACGUCGCGGCAAUGCUGAAGAAGGGGUAUCGCGGGUGUAAAGCCGUGCAAAAGAUCGAUGAACCUCGCAUGCAAUUCUUUGAUCAAUUCAUGCGUCAGGACGGGUUUGGAGGAGUGGAGGAUGCGCCUUCAGACGGGGUGACUGCGAGGCCGCGGAAACGCCCUGGUGCUGGCGGCGGCCAUAGACAGCCUGCCAAGCUGGAUGCAGUAUAUCGAAAGAAGCCUGGGACAUGGGAUUAUCGCGAUCCGACUAGAAGCCAGCCAGUUCUGGGGAAAGCUGCGCGCGAAGAUCCAGGCGAUUACAAUAACGAGGAUACGGAAGGCGGUAAGGAGAUGACAAACGAUGCUGUGGAGGUGGCGCAUUCGGGACAAUCCGCUGAUGCAUGUGUCGAUCUUGUUCCACAGUCAGAAGCAGCCGAGGCUGUACUAAAGGCGAUGGAAGCAUUUGCUAGGCUUUCCACGUGGUGAGUGAGCACGGCAGAUCUUCCAGUACCCAGAGAUGUAGUGUUUAGAGAUCUUCAAUUGUAUUUCGAAUAGUCCAUGAGCUCGG